GCCUGUUUGUCCCAGAGGAAGCUCCAGCACAAUGUUCUUUGGCAAUAUUCUGGACUGUCCUCUUGGGAAAGAAGAACCUAACAACGUCCUACCAAACCAGCUGCCAUUGAGGUGCCUGGCUCCCAAAAUGGGAGGUUGUGCAUGUGGCAAGCUGGGAAGGAAAUUUUGGUUAAGACGGCCUGGACUUGAGUCCUGGGCUUCUUAGCCUCUGGGUUGUAAAGCAAGGGGUUUUAGUUAGUCCUGUAGAAGUGUGAGCAUGAGAAGACCACGUGGCGUUGGAGGACACAACCGCGCUUGCAAAAUCCAACUGGUACGGUACCGGAGUGUACUAUAAUUAUAAUCCCUUUAUGUUAAAGAAUGAACUGUGAGACUGGAAGUCUUUAGCUUGGACAGGUAUUCCUAACCUGUCCAUGGAAGAGGUGGAAACCGCUUUUAUGUGCACAAGGCCAGUUGUAACCCCAUAGGUGGAGCCCAGACUCCCAAGACUUCUGUGAGGGAGGUGCUGAUUGGCAGUGGGCAGCAACUUUUUGCAAACAUUUCCACUGGUUACAACAGGCACCUCUCAAGGCCUCCAGGACAGCUUUGUGAAGAAGGAAAGGGAACUACAGGGUGAGUAGGUUCCUUACCCUCUUCACACAACCUUGGUUGACCCUUCUCUGGGAUUUUUUCCCCAGCCUUUUUUGUUGACCUACCACUUGCCCUGAGAAAAGCAUUCUGGUGUUUCUGGACCACUCCCCGUGUACCCCCCACCCUCCCAUAACCCACUGAGAUGGUCUAGGUCAGCCUCUUCUGCCCCCUUCCCAGGGUCCUUUCAACCCCACCACCCUGCUGACUCUGCUCCUCUUGCCCACAGGUGGCUGUCAGGACCUGCCCCAUGUCCUCUACACCCAACUCUUGCACUUGCCCAGCCUGCAGUGCAGUGAGCUAAGACCAGCAUCUGUGCGAACCUUUACUGUGAAAAUGUCACAGCCCGACCUGGUGGUCAGGGAACCCUGAGGCGUCCUGGUGCUGGAGGCCACUUUGAGGGUCUUCGCGGACCCUCUGUAGCUGUCCUCCCACCUCAUGAAGGAGUUCAUUCCCAGCAGUGGGCAAAAGGAACUCCUCUACUGGGCUUGGGCCCUCUAGGCCCCCUUGCUGCUCACCCUGCUUCCCAGCAUCUCCUCAGCCCUGUUCCCACUUCUGCAACCCUCAGUCCCAGGUGAGUGUCCAGGGUAGAGAGGGACAAGGAGGUACCGCCCAGCUCCUCCUUAAGCCACCCGUCUACCGAGGGCUCACCAAGUGGACACCAAAAAAGUGUGAUUUGUUAGAAGGGCCUUGGGACAGGAGGGGGAAGAACCUGCCAAGUGUAGGGAACAACAAAUACAAACACAGAGGCCUCAAAGUGUUGUGCAUGCUGGGGAAUGAGUACAGCGGACCUCCGAGGUGGGUUGGGAGACCCCGCUGAUCAGGUAGCCCACGGUCUGUCGCCAAAGAGCUUGGGGUGGUUUACACAAUGCUGGUGGGAGAUGCAAAUGGGUUAGAGGCAGCAAGGGUGGGGGCUGGGGAGGCCAUCAGGGCUGUUGGGUUUGUGCAGUACCUGGAGCGGUCUGGGCCUGAACCUAGGGAGAAGCCCACACCCUCGACACUUUCCUCUAACGUCUGGGUGUCUGUUGGCCUGAGCAAGGACCUGAGGGAAAGCAGGGCAUCGGCGGCUCCCUGUCCCCCUCCCCUGCAGCAAUCCCACGACACCUGGUCUGGAACCAGUGGCAACAUUGCUGCCCACUCCCCGUGGCCCUAUGCCCUAGAAGGAGCCAGGCCUCCAGGCAAGAGGCUCUGGCUGAGCAUAGGACCCCGGCCUCCAUAGGCCCAAACAGCAGUACCUACCUCCCCUCUUACAGGCUUCCUGGAGCCUCAUCAGGUAGCUCCAGCCAGUACACAGCCCAGACCAGCAUGAGCUGCUAAAACCUGGAAGUUUCCUAUUACGAAGAACAAUAAAGGGUCUUUUGCUGUGUUAAUAUUGACUUGCUGAAAGCCUCUAGGUGACAAGGAUGCAGGCCGGCUGGAGAGGGCCCUUGUGACAAACUGCCUUGUUGGCGCUGACCAGACACUCCCGACGGACCAGUUAAGACUACAUUUCUGGGAGAGGUUGAAACUGCAAUUAGGUUAGGAGGAAGCUCGAGGCUGAACAUUCUGGUGCCAUCUAUGUCCGGGGACCCCUUUGCCGUCCAAGAGCACUUCUGCACUCACUGCACCCCACGGCCCACAGGACUGCGAGCCGCUGGAACGCACUGGAGCUUAAGAGACUGGGCCUCAUGUUGAGAAUUCAAGACAUAAAACCAAAGAUAGGCGCCCCCAAAACGGUUCCUCCCAGCCCGCGGAAGUCUGGAGACCCACCCGCCAACAGCACCCUCUGGGGCCUCCAAGGACCUACAGCUCCGCCUAACCGCCGGCAGUGGCGGAGACUCGGUUUCCCAGAAGCCCCCCGGCUGGGCCCCGCCCACAGCUCUGCCGGGCGCCCCCUGGCGGCGCGCUUCAGCUCGGCUCCAGUUCCCGGCGGCCCGCGCGGCACGUUCUCGGCGGAAGGGCUGCUCGCGAUGGCUGGGGCUGGUUCUGCCGCUGUGUCCGGGGCAGGGACCCCCGUGGCGGGUCUCGCAGGCCGCGAUCUCUUCGCCGAGGGGCUCCUAGAGUUCCUACGACCGGCUGUGCAGCAGCUGGACUCUCACGUCCACGCUGUCAGAGAGAGCCAGGUAGAGCUCCGGGAGCAAAUUGACAACUUGGCUACUGUUUCUAGUGACCGGCCCAUGUGGGUGCAGGCGUGUCUUCAUCCCACUUACCAGCCUGCCUUCCCCAAGAACGAGGAGCCAUUAGGUGUUAGUUUGCAGCUUACUUCCAUCCCCCAGAGCUGUGCCGAAUCAACGAGGAUCAGAAAGUGGCCCUGGAUCUCGACCCCUAUGUCAAGAAGCUGCUUAAUGCCCGGCGACGAGUUGUCUUGGUCAACAACAUUCUGCAGAAUGCGCAGGAACGGCUGAGGCGACUAAACCACAGUGUU
Molecule: messenger RNA, 3028 nt
Organism: Neofelis nebulosa (Clouded leopard)
Lineage: Eukaryota; Metazoa; Chordata; Mammalia; Carnivora; Felidae
Gene: SNAPIN
Product: SNAP associated protein
Exons: 8
Coding region: 2292-3008 (238 amino acids)
Biological process (GO): regulation of synaptic vesicle exocytosis; endosome to lysosome transport; lysosome localization
Cellular component (GO): BORC complex; synaptic vesicle; BLOC-1 complex
Molecular function (GO): SNARE binding
Source: RefSeq, a predicted model, not a curated record